This is a messenger RNA of Pseudovirgaria hyperparasitica, 938 nucleotides long. RefSeq lists its product as uncharacterized. The transcript has 2 exons. Gene Ontology annotation, biological process: mycotoxin biosynthetic process. The coding region runs from base 162 to 842 and encodes 226 amino acids. Lineage: Eukaryota; Fungi; Ascomycota; Dothideomycetes; Acrospermales; Acrospermaceae. The record is from RefSeq and is a predicted model, not a curated record.
CACCACUACCUACACCCACGCCCGGUAAUUCCACGCUCCAGCUCCCUCUCCCACCUACUGUGCCCAACUACUGUGUGCAUCAGAUCUCUCGACACUCGAGCAAAAGCUCGGACCGACUGCAAGAAAGACAAACUCAUCCUCUCUGUCGAUGUAGAGAUACCAUGUCCAUUGCAGCUACUAAACAAACAAUGUCUUCGCCCAAGUACGAAUACACCAGUCUGUCCGAUUCUCACGACGAGAUGAAGGAGGACGGUCUCAUCGCUCGUCCUCAUGCUUCCCAUACUGGGAUCAAUCGAUGGGGCUUCUUCGCUGCCGGCGUGUUGUCGACGCUCGCUGCAGUCUUCGUCGUCUGGGUCGUCAGUCUACAUGUUCACAUCCCAGCACAUAACUCUGAAGCUGAUGCUCUCCUCCUCCUCCGCAAACCACACUUCAUGACACACGCCACUGAGUCCAUCUACGCCGUGCCACAAUCCGUGCAGUCCGACGAGGACUGGCGUCUGCUCUUCCCACUGCGCGGUGCCCGCUUCACGAGCGAGGACGAGGCUCGCCCGUUUACGCUGUCUGUCUUCCACCAGCUGCAUUGUCUGGCCAGUAUCCGGCGCGUGUACUUUGACCUGCAGACGGGCGAGGGCAGUGCUAUUGAUGCGUCGACACAUGGGCAUAUCCGGCACUGUAUUGACUUUCUGCGGCAGGUGGUGAUGUGUAAUGCGGAUCGCACCAAGGAGAUUUAUGGGACGGAUAGCUUUGAGGCGCAGCAUAUGUGUUACGAUUGGGAUGAGGUUCUGGAGAGUACGGAGCCGUGGACGUUGGCUCUUGAGGACAAGGAUGAGGAUGAGGAAUAGGGGGGCGCGUUAUUUUGUGCUGCUAGCUCAGGCUGUGAGACAGAUUGGACUUAUGUCGAGUAGUAUAGGGAGAAGAAAUGCUUAUCAUGAUGAAGC